GGAUGGAGGGUUGGCCACGCAGGCGCUGGGGGCCGCGUUGAGAACCCCACGCGGGAGCUUCUGGAGUCCCCAGCCACCGCUUCUCACUUCACUGGAGAAGAGGCUGGGGCUGGGAGGGAGCUAAUAAAGAGUGAAUGUGCUGCAGCCGCUGUGGCGGCCGGAAUCAGUCCCAGCGACACCGGAGCAGUGCGCCCGGGAGGCGGCGAAGGGAGGCGGAUCGCCUUGUCCCUCCCACCCGCCUCUCUUUCUCUCUCUUCCUCCAGCUGGUCCCAGAGCCCGGCUCGGUCCGGUCCCUCUGCCCCCAUCCCGCACUCUUCCACCUCUUCCGAGUCCCGCUCCUCACCUAGGGCGCCCCAAACUGCCAUGGGUUAGGGUGGGGGCCGCAAGCCGCGCGAAGGACCAGCCCUGUGCAUCCACCGGGGGGCGCGGAGCCCUAACGCCGCUCGCCGUUCGCGGGCGUCGGGCAUGGGGAGAGCGGUGUAAGCCCGCACCCGGGAGGAAGCAGGAGCUGCGGAGACAGGCGCGAGGAGGAGGCGAAGGAGAGGAGCCGUGGAUUGGAAGGACCCGAGGGAGGGAGAGGCGGGAGGGUGGGGAAGCGAGGGAAAAGUGAAGCUGGGAGGAGAAGGCGGCGGAAGGUGGGGAUUGAUGCUUCUGUUUUUUGUUGCCGCUGCUGCCCUCUCGUUGGGAGCCGAGCCGGAGGGAAGGCGGUGGAGAGAUGAUUGCAGAGUUGGUGAGCAGCGCUCUGGGGCUCGCCUUGUAUCUCAACACUCUGAGUGCGGAUUUCUGCUAUGAUGACAGCCGUGCUAUCAAGACUAACCAGGACCUUCUCCCAGAAACUCCAUGGACCCACAUUUUCUACAAUGAUUUUUGGGGGACUCUUCUGACCCACAGUGGCAGCCACAAGUCCUACCGGCCACUCUGCACUCUCUCUUUUCGCCUGAAUCAUGCCAUUGGAGGGUUGAAUCCCUGGAGCUACCACUUUGUCAAUGUCCUGUUGCAUGCGGCUGUCACUGGUCUCUUCACAAGCUUCUCCAAGAUCCUCCUUGGUGAUGGAUACUGGACCUUCAUGGCUGGCUUGAUGUUCGCCUCCCACCCCAUUCACACAGAGGCAGUGGCAGGAAUCGUGGGACGGGCUGAUGUUGGGGCCAGUCUCUUCUUUCUCCUCUCCUUGCUCUGCUACAUUAAACACUGUUCUACAAGAGGCUACUCAGCCAGGACUUGGGGCUGGUUCCUUGGGACAGGACUGUGCGCAGGAUGCAGCAUGUUGUGGAAGGAACAAGGAGUGACUGUUCUGGCGGUUUCAGCAGUUUAUGAUGUCUUUGUCUUUCACAGGCUGAAAAUGAAACAGAUCCUACCUGCCAUUUACAAAAGGAAGAACUUGUCUCUCUUUCUCAGCAUUAGUUUGUUAACUUUCUGGGGGACCUCCCUUUUGGGGGCCCGCUUAUACUGGAUGGGAAACAAACCACCAAGCUUUUCCAACUCUGACAACCCGGCUGCGGAUUCUGAUAGCCUGCUGGCUCGCACGCUCACCUUCUUCUAUUUGCCAACCAAGAACCUCUGGUUGUUGCUAUGCCCAGAUACUCUCAGCUUUGACUGGUCAAUGGAUGCUGUGCCUCUGCUCAAAACAAUUUGUGAUUGGAGAAACCUACACACUGUGGCCUUCUAUACUGGACUCCUCCUCCUCGCCUACUAUGGAUUGAAGAGCCCAAGCAUAGAGAGAGAAUGCAAUGGGAAAGCUGUAACCAAUGGCAAGCAGAAUGCAAACGGACAUAGCUGCCAUUCAGAUGUGGAGUACCGGAACACAGAGAUUAAGCCCAGCUUUGCAUCCAAAGUAGAAAAUGGCAUUAAAAAUAAUGUAUCAGAGAGAACUCAGCUCCCUUCUACCGAGAACAUUGUUGUUCUGUCUUUAUCUUUGUUGAUAAUACCCUUUAUUCCUGCCACAAACUUGUUUUUCUAUGUCGGCUUUGUAAUUGCAGAGCGAGUAUUGUAUAUUCCUAGUAUGGGCUUCUGCCUCCUGAUUACAGUGGGUGCCAGAGCCCUUUAUGUCAAAGUCCAAAAGCGGUUUCUCAAGAGCUUGAUUUUCUAUGCUACAGCUACAUUAAUUGUUUUCUAUGGACUCAAGACCGCGAUCAGGAAUGGAGACUGGCAGAAUGAGGAGAUGCUGUAUAGGUCAGGGAUAAAAGUAAACCCAGCUAAAGCAUGGGGUAACCUUGGAAAUGUUCUGAAGAGUCAGAGCAAAAUUUCUGAAGCUGAAAGCGCCUAUAGAAAUGCUUUGUACUACCGCAGCAACAUGGCUGACAUGCUUUAUAAUUUAGGGUUACUUCUACAGGAGAACAGCAGAUUUGCAGAAGCCCUACAUUAUUAUAAAUUGGCCAUUGGGAGCAGGCCCACCCUGGCUUCUGCGUACUUAAACACGGGUAUUAUUCUAAUGAAUCAAGGAAAGACAGAAGAAGCCCGGCGGACGUUCCUAAAGUGUUCUGAUAUCCCAGAUGAAAACCUGAAGGACCCUCAUGCACACAAGAGCUCCGUUACCAGCUGUCUGUACAACCUGGGAAAGCUCUAUCACGAGCAAGGACGCUAUGAGGAAGCCCUGAGUGUAUACAAGGAAGCAAUUCAGAAAAUGCCAAGACAGUUUGCCCCACAAAGCUUGUACAAUAUGAUGGGUGAAGCAUACAUGCGAUUAAGCAAGCUCCCAGAAGCAGAGUAUUGGUAUAUGGAAUCACUGAAAUCCAAGACUGACCACAUCCCUGCCCAUCUCACCUACGGGAAACUGCUAGCUCUAACAGGUCGGAAGAGUGAGGCUGAAAAGUUCUUCUUGAAGGCUAUUGAGCUGGAUCCCACCAAAGGAAACUGUUACAUGCAUUAUGGUCAAUUUCUUCUGGAAGAAGCUCGCCUCGUAGAAGCAGCAGAAAUGGCAAAAAAAGCAGCUGAGCUGGAUAGUACAGAGUUUGAUGUUGUCUUCAAUGCUGCCCACAUGCUCAGACAGGCAAGCCUGAAUGAAGCAGCAGAGAAGUAUUAUGAUCUGGCAGCCAGGCUGAGGCCUAAUUAUCCGGCUGCUCUGAUGAACCUGGGAGCCAUUCUGCACCUUAAUGGCAGACUCCAGAAGGCUGAGGCCAACUACUUACGGGCUCUGCAGCUCAAACCUGAUGAUGUCAUCACACAGUCCAAUCUCCGAAAAUUGUGGAACAUCAUGGAAAAACAAGGUUUAAAGACUUCCAAGACCUGACACAGGAGGACAGAAGCUCAUCCUCUUCCAUUUUUUAAAAGCUGGCUCCAUUAACAGACCAAACUUCUCAGAAGUGUUAUGCUAAGAUCUCGUUUUUUGCACUUCAAGACCCGAGUAGAGGUCAUUGAGGUCAUUGUCACUUCUGGGAGAAUUCACUUUGCUAUUGGCACAGCCUUUAACACCAAAAAGGGGAACAUUGGAAGCCUCCUUGAGAAUGUAAUUGUUGCCCAUAGACUAUAAACCAGAGCACUUAACACAGGAUCUUUUGACAUUCUUAAAGGGGAGGGGGUACUUUGGUUAUAGUUUUUUUUUUUUUUUUUCAUUUUUGAAAGCUAAUUUUGAAAUUAUAUGGUUCCUUAAACACUGUGAGAGGAAGUCAGAGUGUCCAUUCAGCCACAAUACACUAUUAAGAUUGUUAAUAGGGAGUGAUUAACAUAGUGUGAAUCACAGUGAGCCUCUGGUUGUCCUAAUGCUGCUGUCUUCCGUCUUUGGGACAGCCUGCUUAUUGGUUUCUGAAGCUUAGAAAACUUUUUGUUCUGUUUAAUAUUGUAUCAAGACCUGUCAGAAUCUGCAGUUGUUUCUCAACUAGUGCACAAGAUGACUUGGAUGUUGACUUUUUUGAACAUCAUUUGCUUUUCAUGUUCUGAAGGAUAUGGAAAAUAGAGGUAGUCUUUGGAGAGGGGCUAGAGAAGCCUUAUAUCUGUCAGGCAGGCAUUUUUGUUUCAAUGUUGUCAAUGUUUUCUUCAAAACUGUCCAGUAGAAUUCAUUGUAUUAAUUUCUUUUGAUAUUUCUUUUUAAAAUGGCUGUUCUUGGCUAACAUGCGUGGUUGCAUAAGGAUGAGAGAAAGGGAAGCUUAUAAGUGUUCUAGUUCCAAUAACUAAUAGAUAGCAGUUAGACAAAAGGGAAGGUAUGUGUGCUUCCCAGAUUGUGUUGUUAAAAGAUCAAGUCUACACAAAGGAGUGUAUGAUGGUGGUUUCCCAGUUUUUAAUUUUGUAUUUUGCAAAGAAUUAUAUGAAAUGAUAACCAAUUUCUAAUAGAUACCUAAACAGCAGUGCAGAUCAAUAUUCAAAGGAUUAUUUUUAUCUUAUUUGUUCUUCCUGAAAGGUAUCAAAAAUGAGUUGUUUUAAACUGCAAUAGAAUAUAGCAUUAACCUGUAUAUGGAUAGGUCUUCUGCCACGUGAUUUUUUUUCAGUUGAAAACUAUUUUUCACUAGCAAAUUGGGUAUUUUAUUUCAUUACCUGUUAUCAACCACUUCACUGAUCAUUUCACAAAUGAAAGACUAGAAAUGAAGCAGAGAAAAACAUUUAUUGAACAGUUUUUGACUUGCAAUCAAACUUUGCUACUAAAAAUUAAUUUCAUAAAACACCAGUCUGUUAUCAACUUUUUAUAGAGAAAUUAGCUAUACGAUACCCUACAUAUUUAUUUAUUUAUUAUUAUACAGUAGCAGAAUAACAACAAAAAAAAAAAAAACUUGAUUCAUUAAGCCAGUUCUUUGCAACUGAAAAUUAGCUUUUUCUCCUUCCCUUUCACACUCCCUGUAUAUAAGAUCAAAUUUCCAUUAAAGGGAAGCUGGACAUGCAAAUACAUCAUAUUAUGUUUUCUCCUUAUUUUGUGUAUUUUGCUAUGUAUCUGAAUACAGUGGGAUAAAGAAUUUAAAGUAGUGUUGCUAUGGCACUAGUGUUUUUGUGAGAAGGGCAAAUGUAGUAAGAGAGAUUUUUUUAAUGGCAUUAAUAAGAAGGCCCUCCUGUAAUGUGUGUAUUAUUUUGUAAACAUUUCAUUGAAGGGCCAAAGUUAAGUUAUAACUAAAUCACUGUGUUUCCAGAAUGAUAUUUAACAUUUAACAACCACAAACCAAUGGUCAAACUGAAGUAGUGGGUUGAAGUGUAUGUUUCAUCUUAGUGCAUUGGCAAUUGCAAAAAAAAAAAAGAAAAAGGAAUUUAAUAUAAGGCUAUAAAGAUAAAUUCAAUGUCUAACAUUUUUAUUUAUUUAAAUAGUUAUUGACUUAUGACAACUUCCUAGUCUUAACAUUUUAUGUCUCUUUAUUGUUAUUGUUUUCUUCCUUUCCAACACUUGUUUCUUAAUAGGUUCACUGAAUGCAUAGUAGAGGCACUUCAUGUGACUCAGUUCCCAAGUAGCAUUAAUAAUUGGGCUGUGUCAUAAAAUGCAUGGAUUUUUAAUAACUACAUGUCCCUGACACUUUUACUACAGGGCUGUACUUAGUAACUGACCAACUCGGGCUUGGGGGGAGGUCUGGGGGGGAUGUCAGAACAUGAUCAAAAAUGUCUCCGCUCAGGGAUUUAUGGUGGAUUAUUGCAGACAGUGCUAAAAAUAUAGAGCACAAGACAAGUUUACUAAAUUAAAAUUUUAUUUUUUGAGAAGCUGUUAUUUGUAUAAAUUAUCAAGAUUUGUAGGCUUUCCUUUUGUAGAAAUAAUUGUUUUAUGUGCCAGAGAAUUUCAAUUUUGUUUUCAACAAUAAAGCAUUGAUAACAAAUA
Marmota flaviventris (yellow-bellied marmot) is the source of this 5719-nucleotide messenger RNA. It is a transcript of the gene Tmtc2, whose product is annotated as transmembrane O-mannosyltransferase targeting cadherins 2. Gene Ontology annotation, biological process: protein O-linked glycosylation via mannose. Gene Ontology annotation, molecular function: protein binding; mannosyltransferase activity. Gene Ontology annotation, cellular component: endoplasmic reticulum membrane. The record is from RefSeq and is a predicted model, not a curated record. NCBI's taxonomy places the organism in Eukaryota, Metazoa, Chordata, Mammalia, Rodentia, Sciuridae.